Messenger RNA from Monascus purpureus, 561 nucleotides. The record is from the annotation of a GenBank genome assembly. Lineage: Eukaryota; Fungi; Ascomycota; Eurotiomycetes; Eurotiales; Aspergillaceae.
UUUCCUAUACUUUGCCGGAUGAACAGGGCAGUGCUGCUUCUAGCCAUCACCAAUCGUCGCCGAAAAGGAGAGCAGAAAGGAAAAAGUCUCAAAAAGGGACUGGUUGUGUGAAAUAUGAAAGUACUUACUGCUAAUUUCCUUACCUGCGCCAUCAAGGAAUGCAGAAAAUCAACAGCAUCAUUUCCACUUCAUUUUUGUGAUGCCGAACUAGUGCAACAGGAUUUAGACUUCCAACCAGAUUUUAUACGUAAUGUUCUUUCUCGGGUUGAUUGGGACAGCUUGCGGGUGAGCGCUAGUGAGCUUGGAUUUCCAAAGAUUCCUGAUACCAAACCCGAAGGCAAUGCUCUUAAUGAUGAACAAGUGCUGAGGGACCUACACCGACUGUUGUUGGAAACGCAAGUCAUGGAAGGGAAAUUGAUAUGUGGAAAUUGCGGUCAUGAGUACAUGAUCAAAGAAGGGAUUGCAAACUUUCUCCUCCCUAGCCAUUUGGUUUGAUAUCAAGGAAAUCGAUAACUCAUCACCAGCUACGGGAUGGGCAUGUUGAUUCUAAAUACUGUGACA